This is a messenger RNA of Plasmodium knowlesi strain H, 1047 nucleotides long. RefSeq lists its product as uncharacterized. Bases 1 to 1047 code for a protein of 348 amino acids. NCBI's taxonomy places the organism in Eukaryota, Apicomplexa, Aconoidasida, Haemosporida, Plasmodiidae. The transcript has 2 exons. The record is from RefSeq and is a predicted model, not a curated record.
AUGGCUGUUCCAACCAAGCAAAAUAAGAAAGCGAGAAAAGCCGGUGCUUUUCCCUUUUGCAGCAAGGUUUCCUUGUACACCCUUCUAAUCUGGAUUGUAAAUUGCUCCAACUCUUGCCAAUAUGAUGGUAAUUCGUACAGUGUUAUGAACAAUAGCCUCGGAAAAGCAUUCGAUUCCAGAACUCUGAGGUUAUUAGCAGAAGCUGUAGAAUCCGAGGAUGAGAUCGAACAAGAUGGACCUGUAGUAUACGAGGAUGAGAUCGAACAAGAUGGACCUGUAGUAUACGAGGAAGAUAUAGAACAAGAUGGACCUGUAGUGCACGAGGAAGAUAUAGAACAAGAUGGACCUGUAGUGCACGAGGAAGAUAUAGAACAAGAUGGACCUGUAGUGCACGAGGAAGAUAUAGAACAGGAUGGACCUGUAGUGCACGAGGAAGUUGCACAGCAAGUUCCACAACAUUCAGGAAAAAAAGGAAAAAAGGAACAUAAGGAUGGUAAAUCCACAUCUGUAGGGCUUAGGGGUGCAAACAAAGAGAAUGAAACGGAUAGCUAUGAUAAAGGGGAAUUUUGUUUACGUGAACAUUGUGAAAAAAAAAUUACAGCAGAUUUAGAGGAGGCAUUAAAAAGAUGUGCUGUACAAGAAGCACAAGAAGACAUGGAUGGACAACUUUCAGCUGGUAUGCCAAAACUAGGAGGCGAUGGGGAUCCAUAUGGUUUAUUAAAAAAAGAGAAGAAGGGAGGGGCACAAGAAGGAUAUAAGAAAAUGUUAGAAAGCAAUUUUAGCAAUAUUCCAUACGUAGAUGAUUCACAGAAUGCUCAUAAAUCAAAUAAAACACACCUAGAAAGAGAAUACGGGCGCGUAGAUCUGACCCCUCCUACAAAAACAACAAAGAACGUAACAAAAAACGCAGAAACAAAAGUAGAUAAAGAAAAAGUAGAAGAAGGAAAUGGAAAAGAAAAAGUAAAGGAAGGAAUGAAAGAGAAGGAAGGAAAGAAAGAAAAGGAAAAAGAAAAAAAAAAAAAAAAAAAACUUCUCUUCUGUUUCUAA